Molecule: messenger RNA, 1333 nt
Organism: Labeo rohita (rohu)
Lineage: Eukaryota; Metazoa; Chordata; Actinopteri; Cypriniformes; Cyprinidae
Exons: 3
Coding region: 41-958 (305 amino acids)
Source: RefSeq, a predicted model, not a curated record
AUGUGAUCAACUCUGUUCUGCAGGUGGGGUUGAUAGUGAAAUGAAGUUGGUGAGUAUAGGAGAUUCAGUCACUCUAAACUCUGAUCUUACUGAAAUAAUGGAUAAAGAUUGGAUUCACUGGAGGUUUGCACAUGAAAACACUUUAAUAGCUGAAAUCAAUGUAACGGCCGACAGCGUGACUGUAUAUGAUGAUGUUCUUGAUGGGAGAUUCAGAGACAGACUGAAACUGGACAAUCAAACUGCAUCUCUGACCAUCACAAACGUAAGAAUGAAACAGGCUGGACUUUAUCAACUGCAGUGCGGACGUUUGUUGAAGACUUUCUUUCUCUCUAUCAUUGAAGAGAUACCAAUGAAGGAGGGAGAUACAGUCACUCUAAACUCUGAUCUUACUGAAAUAACAGAUGAUGAGAUUCAGUGGAAGUUUAGAAGAGGAAACACUUUAAUAGCUAAAAUCAAUAAACGAGCAGAUAGAUUCACUGUAUAUGAUGAUGUUCUUGAUGGGAGAUUCAGAGACAGACUGAAGCUGGACAAACAAACUGGAUCUUUGUUUGUCACAAACGUCACAACUGAACAUGCUGGAGCUUAUGAACUACAGAUCAACCGUAUGAGCAUAAAUUACUUUCUUGCUGUCUAUGAUGAAAUAUCAGUGAAGGAGGGAGAUUCAGUCACUCUAAACUCUGGUCGUACUGAAAUAAUAAAGUUUGAAAUGAUUAUGUGGUUGUAUAUGAAUGAAGUAACUUUCAUAGCUCAAACCGAACCACGGCACAACAAUAUCACUGUACAUGAUGAUGUUCUUGAUGGGAGAUUCAGAGACAGACUGAAGCUGGACAAUCAAACUGGAUCUCUGACCAUCACGAACAUCACAGCUAAACAUGCUGGACGUUAUGUACUACUAAUAGAGAGAGGACCGAUAAACCAGUUAUUCAAAGCUUUCCGUAUGUCUGUCUAUAGUGAGUAGAGAUCAGAUUCAAAGGAGCUGAACAAGAUCAAGCACAUAUUCACACAUCAGAAACCUAAAGGAUGGUGUUAAGUUGAUGUGGUUAAUUUUCAAUGCUCAUAUAUGCUCAAAGUAUAAAAUGAAAGUGUUUGUCAUGGUAAAUACUGAAGAUUACCAAAGAUACAUUUACAUUAGAUUCAAUAAUUUUUCAUAUUUGAUUUGGGGAUUUAAUGUAUUUUUUUAAAAAAUGUUUCUCUCUCGCAGUGUUAUUAUUGUACAGAUUCAGUUUGAAGGCUUUGUUCAUAUGUCUGUCAGAUAAGACGCACAGAUCUCACGUUUCUGUCCAUUUGUCAUUUGUAUUUGCUUGCAUUUAUCAAUAAAGUUUUCUCAAUGUGA